ACUGGAGCUGGUAAAGUUUCAAUGGAAGUCACAAUCAUAAUAAUUUCCUAUCAAAUCAUACCUUGUUUAUCCAAUUCUAUCCUGUAUUAGGGAUUUUUCGAUUCGAUUUCGAUUUUCCCUUUUCCAUUUUUCGAUUUCGAUUUCGGCAUGUUUCUGUGUUUUGAUGUUUGUAAUUUGAUUUUUCGCCGAAUAUGGUGACGCGAGAGAGCUGGAUUUCUGUCUGGAUCGAUCGACUUCUCUCUUGUUUGGGGGGCAUCAAACCUGCACCUGCCAUCUCCGGGAAUAAUCUGAAUUCUAGGAUGCCAAGCAUGUCAGAUGAUUUUUGGAGUACAAGCACAUGUGAUCCAGACGAGAUGCUUACGCUUCAAUCUCGACAGAAUUCAUUUAUCAGCACAACAAACCACAACUCUAAUCAUGGAGGUGGCACUGACAAUUUAAGAAAUCAUUCUGACUUUGUAAAUCAUGGGUUUGUUCUUUGGACUCAGACCAGGCUUCGAUGGGUUGGAAAUUGUGUGCCUGCUAAACGAACUAAAAAAAAUCACCUUACAGGAUUAAGUUGGUAUAUGACUAAAGAACUCUUGCUGGAAAGCAAAAAGCCUUACCAUCGACGCAUACCUUUAUCCGAAAUGGUAGACUUUCUAGUAGAAGAAUGGGAAGAAGAAGGGCUGUAUUAUUGAGCCAGUCAAUUGGAAAAACCAUCACCCUGUGCAUACACUAUCUUUGUGACUUUUUUUUUUUUCUUUUCGUGUUUCGGAGUUCAAUUCAACGGCUUCCAUAUUAACUUGGAAUCAAUUUGAUACAAGUUAACAUACAAAAUGACACCAUUGGUUUGCUAACGUUUUCGAUGUUGGUCCAUUGGAGAUCUCUUAGGGGAAGGGCAAGUGUGAAGUAACACAAAAUUGAAGAUCUUCCGAGUGACCGGCGAGCUAAAUGGUAAGGCCCCCAUAUACUUUAUACAUACAUAUCAAACUUUCUUCAUCAGUAGUUUAAUAUAUUCAGAAGCAUCAACUUUGCAGUGUGUUUGAUGCGAUGUUGAUGAUUGACUUGUAAUUGAUUUCAAAGGAUAGAUAUAUUAAUCUCUCUAAAACAAACUCUUCCUUUGUUUUGAAUUCUGAUAAUAUUGAGCUUGAUUUUGUGGUGAUAUUGCUGUCAA
Benincasa hispida (wax gourd) is the source of this 1153-nucleotide messenger RNA. RefSeq lists its product as uncharacterized. The record is from RefSeq and is a predicted model, not a curated record. NCBI's taxonomy places the organism in Eukaryota, Viridiplantae, Streptophyta, Magnoliopsida, Cucurbitales, Cucurbitaceae.